ACAGCAGAGGCAGCUGAAUCUAGAGCAGUUGGGGGUGGGCAGCCUCAGCUGGGAGCAGAGCAGAGUGGCAGAGAGGACAUAAUGAGAGAAUGUAUAUCAGUCCACGUAGGUCAAGCAGGAGUUCAGAUUGGCAAUGCCUGCUGGGAACUCUUCUGUCUGGAACAUGGCAUCCAGGCUGAUGGCACCUUCGGUACCCAGACCAACAAGAUCAGUGACGAUGACUCAUUCACGACCUUUUUCAAUGAGACUGGCAAUGGGAAGCAUGUCCCCAGGGCUGUCAUGGUAGAUCUGGAGCCUACUGUUGUAGAUGAGGUUCGGGCAGGAACCUAUAGUCAGCUCUUCCAUCCAGAACAACUGAUCACAGGAAAGGAGGAUGCAGCCAACAACUAUGCUCGGGGCCACUAUACAGUGGGAAAGGAGAGCAUCGAUCUAGUUUUGGACCGAAUACGGAAGCUGACAGAUGCGUGCUCUGGCUUGCAGGGAUUUUUGAUUUUCCACAGUUUUGGAGGUGGUACUGGCUCUGGUUUUACUUCUCUGCUGAUGGAACGUCUCUCCCUGGAUUAUGGCAAGAAGUCCAAGUUAGAAUUUGCUAUAUACCCAGCCCCUCAGGUGUCCACUGCAGUAGUUGAACCCUACAACUCCAUCCUGACAACCCACACUACAUUGGAACAUUCAGAUUGUGCUUUCAUGGUAGAUAAUGAGGCCAUCUAUGACAUCUGCCGUAGAAACCUAGACAUUGAACAUCCCACCUAUACCAAUCUCAACCGCCUCAUCAGCCAAAUUGUGUCCUCCAUUACUGCCUCUCUCCGCUUUGAUGGGGCCCUCAAUGUGGACCUCACAGAAUUCCAGACCAAUCUGGUGCCCUACCCCCGCAUCCAUUUCCCACUGGUCACUUAUGCACCUAUCAUCUCUGCUGAGAAGGCAUAUCAUGAACAGCUCUCCGUGGCUGAGAUAACCAGCUCCUGCUUCGAGCCCAACAGCCAGAUGGUGAAGUGCGAUCCAAGGCAUGGCAAGUACAUGGCCUGCUGUAUGCUGUACAGAGGGGACGUGGUGCCUAAGGAUGUUAAUGUUGCCAUUGCUGCCAUCAAGACCAAGAGGACGAUUCAGUUUGUAGACUGGUGUCCCACAGGAUUUAAGGUGGGAAUCAACUACCAACCACCCACUGUGGUGCCAGGAGGAGACCUUGCCAAAGUUCAGCGGGCUGUCUGCAUGCUGAGUAAUACCACAGCAAUUGCAGAAGCAUGGGCUCGACUUGACCACAAGUUUGACCUCAUGUAUGCCAAGCGGGCCUUUGUGCAUUGGUAUGUUGGAGAAGGAAUGGAAGAAGGAGAAUUUUCUGAGGCCAGAGAAGACCUGGCUGCUCUGGAGAAGGAUUAUGAAGAAGUGGGAACUGAUUCAUUUGAAGAAGAAAAUGAAGGGGAGGAAUUUUAAAUAUACAUGCUCCCUUUGGUUGUGUCUCUUUAUUUAUACUGUUCCAUUACAAGAAUAUUGGUUGGUUCUAUGAAUAUUGAAUAUAAUCCCACACCCAGUCUGAUUUUAUCUUACACAGGGGUAGAAUGCUUGACUUUAAAUACCCACAAUGUUACUCUUUGCUACUACACCAUGUUAUUCAGGAAGUUGUAAGGGCCAUGUGAUGUGGUAUAAAAUGUAUGCUGUCAGAUCAUUUCUGGGUAAGAAAAUUAUUUAGUCACUGCCUCUUAGUUAUGGUGGAGGGAAAUUAAACAUGUGAGGAAUGUUAACCAGGAUUUAAAAUUCUAAAUUAGGCUAUGUCUGUUCCAAAACUGUUGGGUAGAAAAUGGUAAGACCCCUAGAGGAAGGAAAACUCUAGACAUUGGAAACAUUCUGGAAAGCAGUGACACCAAACACUUAAGAGCUUAGUCUUAGAGCUAAAUAUUCAUAGUCUAAGAGCUAGAGUUAUUGUGAAAUUAUACUGAUAUACUUCCUCCACUUUAAAUAGACAAAUGAAUGGUAUAAUUUCAGAUAGUGUUAAGUAAUAGGAAGUAAAGACGUGAUCACAGGAUGGGUCCGGGUUCCCAUUGCUUGAGGGUAAUCAGAGGUAUCGUGGAGACUUCAUGAUAGGAAAGAAUCAUCUUGUGAAAUUUUGGAGUCAGAUGAUACUGGAAUGAGGGCAAAAACAGAUGUGGGCGCAAGUUUGGAAUUUCUGAAGAAGAGAAAAGAGGUCAGUGUACCUGGAUAAUGGUGGACGAUGAAGGUGAGACCCAAUGCCCAUAAAUACCAGAAAUAAAAUUGUUUUGAGAGAAACAUUUGGAACAUUUAAAUCAGGAUACCCACCAUAAGCACUGUAAGCACUGUCCUGUUGUUCAGCGAUAUUUGCUCGAGCGGGCCCAGUAACGUCUCCAUAGUGAGACUUGUUGUUAUUGUGCUUGGCAUAUUGAAUACAUCACAGGUAGCUUGCCAGGCUUUGCCGUGCGGGUGAGAUACUUUCGGUAGCUUUCCGAGCUCUCCGAGAGGGGCGGAGGAAUCGAACCUGGCUCGGGUGGGCCAGCUGCACAUAAGGCAAACACCCUAUCACUGUGCUGUCGCUCCAGCACCCACCCACCAUGCUUUAUUUAUGUACACACACUCAUAAACCUUAUCUCUAAUUCUCCUGACAAUCUCAAAAUAGAUAUUCUGCUAAUUUUACAGAUAAGAAACUAAGGUUUAGAGAUUUUUUUCUUGGAGACAGAGAACAAGACACAAAUUGUCUUUUUUUUUCUACGCUACAUUAUGUCUGGCUCUUAGUAUUUGUGCCAGAUUCUAACUAUUGCUUCAUAUAAUGAGGGAAUAAGGAAGUGUGUAGAUUUUUGGAAUUGUAAACCCUCUUCUCCUGGUAACCCUUAAAUUAUACAUUUAUCCACCUUCCCCAAACAUUCUUAGCUACUGAAAAUCAAAUUUGUUCUCUAUCUCCAUGAUUUUGUCACUGAAAAUAUGAAAUGGAAUUUUAUAGGUGUAAGUUCCCUCUACUUCUAAAACUUUACAGUGAUAAAUAAGAAUUGAAUAUUGUUAAUUUUUUUCUGCAUAAUGAUCUUGUGAUUUUCA
Messenger RNA from Sorex fumeus (smoky shrew), 3039 nucleotides. Its product is annotated as tubulin alpha-8 chain. Lineage: Eukaryota; Metazoa; Chordata; Mammalia; Eulipotyphla; Soricidae. The transcript has 5 exons. Gene Ontology annotation, cellular component: microtubule; cytoplasm. Bases 82 to 1431 code for a protein of 449 amino acids. Gene Ontology annotation, biological process: microtubule cytoskeleton organization; mitotic cell cycle. Gene Ontology annotation, molecular function: structural constituent of cytoskeleton; GTP binding. The record is from RefSeq and is a predicted model, not a curated record.